Trichobilharzia szidati is the source of this 1508-nucleotide messenger RNA. The record is from the annotation of a GenBank genome assembly. Lineage: Eukaryota; Metazoa; Platyhelminthes; Trematoda; Strigeidida; Schistosomatidae.
GCAUCGGCCUUCAAAUGGUUGGAGCGUAGUUUAAAUCAAUGUCUACAAGGGUUUCAUUAAGACAAAAGUUGGUCAGUCAUUUAGAGGAUGCUGACUCUAUUUUAAGGGAUAUAGUUGCUGUGGCUACUAGAAAGAGACCAUCUGUCACACUUCUUCCCUUGAUCGAAUUGUUAUUGGAAAAAGAUCAACAGUUGAAAGAAACUUACCGAGAAAUUGAGAUCUACAACGAGAAACAGAAGAAAAUUGACUUACUGAGAGCAGAUUGUUCAAAAUCUGACAAGCAAAUUCAGGAAUGUCAAACCCAAUUGAAAAAAGCCGAAGUCAUUCUGAGUACUGCGUUAUAUUACUCCCGACAGAAGUUAGAUUCAAUGAGUAAUGCUGUUAAAAACCCUAUUGAUGUGGAAGAGCUUAUCAGAUUUUCGCACAGAAUAAGUGCUACUCAUGGCGUAAUCGCUCCGGAUAACUGGACUCAGGGAGAUCCCAGGCGGCCAUACCCUAACAAGGAAGAGAUCCGAAGGGGCUACCUAGGACAUAUUGAUGAUGCUGGCAACUUUCGACAGUCUCUGUGGGACGCUUUGUCAGAAACUGCAGCAGCUGCCGCCUCCAUCUCUGUCUCUUCCACACCAUCUACCUCCAGUAAUUCAGGUGCAAACAACUCUUCCAGCCAGAAUGUCGGGUUAUCACAAACACCUGUAUAUCACUCAAAUCAACCCCAGUCCUCAGUAUUACCUUCAGUUACUUGUUCUCCGAAUAUGAUCUUACCUGGCGUCAACAUGGUUUCUUCACCGAUCUCUAUAUCACAAGCUGGUACUUCAGCUACAUGGGCCGCUUCAAAUGUCAAUCCUGUUGCAGGGACCUCAGAUCUAACUGCCCCUCAAGCACCAUCCUCCCGUCCACCUUCAACUUCACUAGCUGCUAUGUUGACGGGUGCAAACGUGAUGGAGCCACAUUCCCGUAAUAUGACACUCCCUCCGCCUCCUCUCAAACCUGUAAGCAAUCAAGCACAAGCAAGUCAACCAGUAUCUUUCCGGCCAAACGGUGCUCCGCCCCGACAACCCAGCACCAACACUGGAAUUCGACAAACAUUCCCUACAUCCCCAGCUUCUUCCGGAUCACAACAAAUGCAUUACUCACAUGGUGAUACACAUCCAGGUUCUAUGCAGGGUACCAAGCUAUCUCGACCGCACACUAAACGUCCUCAUCAGAAACGCCCAGGAACAGAAUAUAGUGAACUUUCAUCCAAUUCCUCAAGUGAUUCUACUAGUGGUGAAGAAUGAUUUAACUUAGAUGCCUUAAUAAAAAAUGUAAAUACAUGAAGUGUGCUUAUGUCCUAUUUGGUUUAUAAAGAAUUUGACAGAUUCAGAGUGUUGCACGUAAAUAUUUGAAACGUAAUUAACGUUGCUGUUGUUUAUUGUUAUAAUAUCAUGUAUGUGUAAUUUAGUGAAGUUAGUGCACUGAUUUAAGAAGCAUGCUCUGAAGUAAAUGAAGCAACAAACCAUGUACAGAGG